Xyrichtys novacula (pearly razorfish) is the source of this 5331-nucleotide messenger RNA. The record is from the annotation of a GenBank genome assembly. Lineage: Eukaryota; Metazoa; Chordata; Actinopteri; Labriformes; Labridae.
AUGAUCCGGACAGGAGUGAGUGUCUGCUGUCUGGUGUUCCUCCUCUCCUCCACCCUCCACACAGGUCAGAAAACAACUUAAAAACUUCACCUUUAAAAACAGAUUAAUGAGGGUUUUAAAGUCAGACUGAAGGAGUUUAACUAAAACCGGUUUCUGUUCUGGUAUGCACCGAUUCAGCUGGCUGCAAACCGAAAGUAUCGCCGUGUUUGUCUCUGGUUUUAAUAACUCUUUUAAUCGUUUUUUUAAGCUCAUCUUUCACAUGAGGGUGUGUUUGAUUCCUUCACAGGGCUGUCCGGUCCGCUGGCCGGUAAGGAAGCCUGGGACUAUGUGGAGGUGAGGGACGGGGCCCACAUGUUCUGGUGGCUCUAUUAUGCUGACAGUCAGUCUGCAGACUUCAGGGAUCUUCCUCUGGUCAUGUGGCUUCAGGUGGGAACUCUGCUGACACUAAGAGUUUAAAGGUCCACAACAGGGAGUUUGUACAGUAUUAAACCUACUAAAGAGUUUCAGACAGACUCAAGAGUUCAUGAUGUGAUUCUGACACCAAACACCUCAAUGUACUAAUUUCUGGAUAACUGCAUCUUAUCAUUUUACUGUAAUAUUAUAGUUAAAAGAUUUCUCCCUUCCUCUUUUAGUAUGAAAACAAACUCCUCUCUUUACUUUGGAACUGUUAUGUUUUGUUCAGGAGGACAGAAAAAUGAGUUUGUUGCCUGUUUGCAAAAAAAAAAAGAAGAUGAAUCUGGUUUUGGUUUUGGAGGCGGGGCUUCUUGGUGUUUUUCCCAGGCUGGUCAACACUCACCGGGGUCUUUUUGGGCGUCACAGUCGGACUGUUUCCCUUCACCUCCUUUUUUGUUCUCUUUCUUUUUGAGAUUUUUAGUUGAUUUUUUUUUUUUUUUAUUCCUCUCAUCCACAUCAGCUUGCUUGGCAUUCCUCUUCUGGCUUCCCUCGCUCCUUUUUCUUCUUUUUUAUAUUUUCUAUAUUUAUCUAUUUAUUUUUUAGUUUUAAUACAGAUGCUUUAAAACUGACAGUUUAAAAAAAAAAUCGGGAUAAUAAUCGAGAUCGGACGAUAUGACAAAGUAUAUCGUGAUCAUCUUUUUGGCCAAAUCGCCCAGGCCUACUCUUUUACAUUCAGCACAAAGUUCAGAGAAACAGGAGUGCAUGAUAAUAGUACAUUUGUUAGUACAUUCCAUCAGUAAAUUUUGUUUAGUGCAAAUUGAAGUCCUUCCAGAGCGAGAGAGGUCCUCACUUUGACGCUCACCCUGCGCAGAUUAUAAUUUGCAGAAUCAUCCUUUCAUGUAUCGCUCAGGUUAUUGAGCAGCUGUGGAAACGAGCAGAUGAGACCCCAGCUCUGCAGCCUGUAUUGAGAUAAGAAGAACUUUAUUGAUCCUCAUGUGGAAAUUCAAUAAAGUUCUUCUUAUCUUAUCUUAUUACAAUGUUUAGAAACAUGACGGUAUGUGAGCAGGUUUGACAGGUUUGUGGUUUAAAAAAAAAAGCUCACAUACUUCUGAAAACUGUGUAAAUGUUUAAAAAUAACAUGGUGUGAAUGAUCUGAUAUUCAAGUCUGUGUGACUGUGACUGUUUCACAACGCAGAAGAGGAACUGCUUUAUUUUGGUGUUUGUGUCCUUGUGCUGGUGAUGAUGACUGAGCAUGAUGAGGAUGAUUUUACAUCUUCAGGGCGGACCUGGAGGAUCAGGAAGUGGAUUUGGCAACUUUGAGGAGAUCGGACCUUUAAACAGAAACCUGGAGCCCAGAAAGACCAGCUGGGUACGAUAACACGGUGAUUUUUAAAGUCUUAAAGCAGUUAAUCAGCGUAAAGCACCAGUACCAUGUAUCCCCUCUCUGUUGACUCGCAGGUCCAGGCAGCCAGCGUGUUAUUCGUGGAUAAUCCUGUGGGCACCGGCUUCAGCUACGCGGACGGACCGGACAAAUUUGCGACCAAUGUGGCCACGGUGGCCUCGGACAUGCUGGUGCUGCUGCGACACUUCUUCACGGAGAAGAAGGAGUUUCAGGUAAAACCAGCGAGCCUGGUCCUGUUCCCGGUCAAAGACAGUUCCUCACAUUAACAGAUCUGCAGCUGUAACUCUUCAAUUCUUCUGCAGAGCGUCCCCUUCUACAUCUUCUCUGAGUCAUACGGAGGAAAGAUGGCCGCUGCCAUCUCCUUGGAACUCUCUAAAGUAAGCUCACUACUCUCGCAGUCUCACUUCUCCUUCUGACAUCCUCUUUGAGAAGUCCCUGAAUCAAAAACUGUGUCACAUGAUGGCGGAGAAGGAAAUAUCAUGAACCUGAGAGCAGUUUAAUACCUGAGGUGUAAUGAAAUGUGGCGUUCAAGAGCUGCUGCAGUCAUGGUGAAAAGUUCAGGGUUCCUUUUUUCUAAGUGUUUGUAUUUCAGUGACAUUCCUCUCAUGCUGUCUGAAUUUGCAGACAGAGAAACUGAAAACAUCUAAAGAUCGACUAAAUGUAAACCCACUCUUGUGUCUUUUUAGGCCAUCGCACAGGGAACCGUGAAGUGCAACUUUGCUGGUGUGGCGCUGGGAGACUCUUGGAUUUCUCCUCUGGGUCAGUAUCAGUCAGUCCUCUGUAGACCUGAUGACGGCAUCAGACAAGGAAACCUGCGUGGUUAUGACAAAUACGGCGGUUAUAAAACAUCAGAAUCAUCACGAUGCACGAACAACAUUUAGCCUCUAUUGAUCGGGUUAUCAACAACAUGACAAGACAUGAUUAUAAGAACAUAAGAGCAGGUAACAGAGAGUUAAAUUCUGUUUAUUUAUUUAUUAAAAGGAUUAAGUCGAUACAAAAUUCUCCAUAAUUUCACAGAGGAAUUAACGCAGUGACUUUGUCAAACCAAAGUUCAUUAAAUACAUAGAAAAGCAGUAAAUCCGUUCAUUUAAUUACCAGUUAAUGUUUUUAUUUAUCGCUUGAAAAGAUUAAUCCUUUGAUUUUUAAUGUUAACAGUUUAAGUCACUCAGUCACUGGGGUAAUCGAGGGAACGUUAAACCAUUUAUCGACAUUAUUCUGAAUGGACUUAAAAAUCAGAUUUUUCUCAGUAUGUGUUGUUGUGUACUCACUCUGCAAAACCAGCCUGUUUCUAAUCCUCUUAUUAUUUCCUCCAAUAUUAUUUUUUUUUUAUAACUUGAAAAUCUAAUUUUACCACUUUCUUCCACAGACUCUGUGAUCACCUGGGGACCGUACCUCUACACCACUGUGAGUAACGAACAGACUCCCAGGAAGGCGGUUAAGCUGCUAACUACGACACGUUAAUAAAGCUUCUUCCUGUUUCUGCUGCUUUGUUCAGUCUCUGUUGGAUGAUUUCGGCCUGGCGGACGUCAGCAGCGCGGCGGAGGCGGUGAAGAAAGCGGUGGAGCAGGAGCAGUUUGAGAAAGCUACAGAGCUGUGGUCGGUGGCUGAGACGGUGGUGGAGCAGGUGAGCACGACGAACGCCGAACAUGACGAGGAAAAACAGAUUUUCAAAGUUUAGCUAAGAAGUUAAAGCCCAUGUUCAGAUGCAGACUGACUGUAAACAGAGAUUUUCUAUAUGCUGGGAUGUGCUAAGGUUUUUUUGUUAAAGGGAUAUUCUGCUGUAAAAUUAAUUUAGAGUCAAACACACCUUAACACUGAGUUAGACCCCCCCUCCAGAGAUGAAUGUUGUCGACCGUUUGCUUCUCCAGUUAUACCAACUUUAGUAACGACCGCAGGAUAGAAAUACAGAGAGCCACGCCCCCAACCAAAACGCCACUCUAUAGCCACAAAUAAUGCUCAGAACAGCACCUAACUUCAUCAACAGGACAUAUAGGGUCACAGACAUAGUACUAUAUUCAGAGUUGUUUUUAUUGAGCCAAUUUAUCAAUAAAAUCAUGAUUUUGUUAAAAGGUAUGGAUAUAUGUGCUGUCAAGUUAAUAUAUUUGAACAAGAGCACAGUAAAGUUAAAUCAGCUAAUUUUCCAAUGAGGUUCUGUUACUAAACGGAACUACACCAUGAUGUACUCAGGUUAGUACAUAAAUUUAUGAUCAUAAAUGUUCUUCCUUGAGCUGCGGCACCCCGCUGUAGUCCGUAAUGGACUGGCCUGAGGUCUCACUACAAACACGUGUCUGCUGGAAGAGAGUAGGUGAGUUGUGUUUAGUCUCUUUGCUAAAGAAAUGAGUCAAAGUUAAAAAGAUGUUUGGUGUCUAGUACUAUGGCUGUGACCCUAUAUGUCCUGUUGAUGAAGUUAGAUGCUGUUCUGAGCAAGCGGUUGACAACAUUCAUCUCUGCAGGGGGGGGUCUAACUCGGUGUUACGGCGUGUUUGACCCUAAAUUAAUUUAAAUUAAGACGGAUUAUCCCUUUUUAAAGCUGGAUUCUGAUGAACACCAUCAAACCUCCAUCUUUACAGACAGGUCAGUUUUCAGCGAUUAUGUGGUUUGAUGUCUUCCUGUUUUUAUGUCAGAACACAAAUGGAGUCAACUUCUACAACAUCCUGACCCAGGAGCCGGAUGAGAAGGUCGUGGCCUUGGCUGGAGAAGACUACAUCUGUAGGACUCUGCUCUGCUGUUUGAUUUAAUAAAGUUAAAACCUGUUUGAUCUUUGACCUUAAACCUUAAGUCUCCCUUCAUCAGCUCUGCAGACACGUCGUCAUAUCCGACCCCUCCACGGCCAAUCAUUGAGUGAGCUGAUGAAUGGACCAAUCAGGAAGAAGCUGGGCAUCAUCCCCCAGAAUGUCACCUGGGGAGGUAAUUUUAACUCUUUUUAUUUACUGAAAGUUUCUGAAACAGCAUUUCUUCUUCUUCUUUUUAAACCUGUUUUCUGUGUUUGUGAUGGAUUCAGGCCAGGCAGAGGAAGUCUUCAGCAGCAUGGCAGGAGACUUCAUGAGGCCAGUGGUGGAUGUAGUCGAUCAGCUGCUCGAAGCCGGAGUCAACGUCACCGUCUACAACGGCCAGCUGGAUCUCAUCGUGGACACCAUGGGUAACUCAUCAGUGUGACUCUGCAGCGAUCAAGAGUACCUUUAGUCUAAACAAACUCAUGAAUGUCUGGAUUUUUUUUACAGGUCAGGAGCUGUGGGUGAAGAAGCUGAAGUGGGAGGGGCUCCCUGGAUUUAACAAGUUAAGGUGGACACCCCUGGAUGACCCCGUGUCCCCUGGAGUUACUGGAGCUUUUUACAAAACAUACAAAAACUUUUCCUUCUAUUGGAUCCUUAAAGCUGGUCACAUGGUAAGACCUGGAGAAUAUUUACUCUUUCAGCUCUAAAUCCAAAAGUAAUUCAAGUAUUAAAUUGUCUUUUUUUAACUUUGCUCCUCAGAUCCCCUCCGAUCAGGGACCCAUGGCCUUACAGAUGCUGAAGAUGAUCAUCCAGCAGGACUGA